Molecule: messenger RNA, 3822 nt
Organism: Xyrichtys novacula (pearly razorfish)
Lineage: Eukaryota; Metazoa; Chordata; Actinopteri; Labriformes; Labridae
Source: the annotation of a GenBank genome assembly
AUGACAGCCCUGCUAACAGCCAUUAUUUCCUCUCGGUAACAAACACUUCCCCCUUUUUUACGUGUUUUUUUUUUUCGUUUUUUUUUUUCCUUUAUUGAUAAAAAAGCUGAAAUGAAAGAGGAAGACGUGCAGCUCAGGGUCAAGGCUGGAAAUGGAACCAGAGACCACUUCAGUCUCUGUAUGUGUGGUGCUUAGACCGCCGGGCCGUCAGAACCAUCAGAACCAUCAUUUAAACACCAAUGUAAGGAAACGACAAAGUGAAGCAAACCCAGGCUUUUAUUUUGAAAAUCUGACGCUCAGAGUCUCCAGGUGAGAGGACAGGAUAUGGAGGGCUGCGGUUUACCCCCCCCUCAGAAACCACCCAGGGAUCUGGACCCAGAAUUCCUGCCUGUCCUCAGAGAAUAGGAGACACAGGAGUUGAACCAGGACUCCCUACGCUGGUCUUUCCCACCCAUCUCCAUUCUCUCCAGCAGACCCCAACCCCCACCCUACACCCCCAUCUCCACUGUGGUCCCCGGGUCCUCGGAGAGCUGGCCCUGCCUCUGUGGCCAUUCAUGUCAUUGUCAGCAGAGCAUCUCCCUGCUCCUCCUGGGACUGUGGGGGGCCGUGGAGACGGGCCCUCGCUGGGUGGGAACAGUAAUUAAAGAGAAGAAGAAGAAAAAAACACACAGAGGAACAAAAGGACUGAGAGAUGAGGAGGGGGGCUGGAGGUCCGAGGAUCAUCAGGGAAAAUUCCCAGGAGGAGGACAGGGAGAGAGGAGACAUCUAUGAUGAGGAUCUAUGAUGUACAGUGAGAGAGGAGACAUCUAUGAUGAUCCAACAGCUCUAGACUUCAACCACUGCUGAAGAGCUGCAGGACUACAGGACCACAGAUCUACAGCUCUGCAGAACUACAGGACCACAGAUCUACAGCUCUGCAGGACUACAGGACCACAGAUCUACAGGACCACAGGACUACAGCUCUGCAGGACUACAGCUCUGCAGGACUACAGGACCACAGAACUACAGGACCACAGAACUACAGCCCUGCAGGACUACAGGACCACAGAACUACAGGACCACAGAACUACAGCCCUGCAGGACUACAGGACCACAGAUCUACAGCUCUGCAGGACUACAGGACCACAGAUCUACAGCCCUGCAGGACUACAGGACCACAGAUCUACAGCUCUGCAGGACUACAGGACCACAGAUCUACAGCUCUGCAGGACUACAGGACCACAGAUCUACAGCUCUGCAGGACUACAGAACUACAGCUCUGCAGGACUACAGGACCACAGAUCUACAGGACCACAGAACUACAGCCCUGCAGGACUACAGGACCACAGAUCUACAGCUCUGAAGGACUACAGGACUACAGCCCUGCAGGACUACAGGACCACAGAACUACAGGACCACAGAACUACAGCUCUGCAGGACUACAGGACCACAGAUCUACAGCCCUGCAGGACUACAGGACCACAGAACUACAGCCCUGCAGGACUACAGGACCACAGAUCUACAGCUCUGCAGGACUACAGGACCGCAGGACUACAGCCCUGCAGGACUACAGGACUACAGGACCACAGAUCUACAGCCCUGCAGGACUACAGGACCACAGAACCACAGCUCUGCAGUUCCUCUGCCGGGAUCGUCCCUGUCCCCUCUCUGAUCAGGGAGCGUUGGUUUUAUGGACCGGGCUCACCGCUGGUGUCUGACAUUAGAGAAGACAGGGUGGGGUCCAGGUCCCCCGGCCCCCCCAGGUCUGACACGGUUCCAGAUCUAAUGCUGACGGUUCCCUGAGGCGCCAAGAAGGAAAACCGACCCACAACGAGACCUGGAGCCGUUUUUACCGCUGAGAUCUGAGAGUGACGCUGCGAAAAGAGACACACACACACACACACACACACACACUCACACACACACACACACACACACUCACACACACACACACACACACACACACCGCCAUGUUUAUGCUAAUGAACACACACACACACACACACACGCACGCACACACACACACACACGCACACACACACACACACACACACACAGAGGUAAACAGAGAUCAGGACGACACGCAGAGCAGCGAAGUUCUGGGAGGUUCCCAGGAAGCGCCGACUUCAGGGAGGUAAAAGGUCGCUGUAUCUCGGACAAUGACGCCAGCUCAGCGUCUAUUGACGGGGAGGGGCCAGGGGCAUUGUGGGAAGGGCACGGCGUGGCUCUCACUGCCAGUCAUGGUUGUGUUGUAUUUGCAUGAGCUGCCAAUCACCUCAGAGAGGAAUGCACAGAGGUCAGCGGGGUCAUGAGGGGGGAGGGAGGGGGAGAGGGGGAGAGGGGGGAGGGCAUAACAAGUGUGUGUGUGUGUGUGUGUGUGUGUGUGUGUGUGUGUGUGUGUGUGUGUGUGUGUGUGUUCUCCAUCUUCAAACAGAACCGGGUCCACAAUAACCGGGCCGCCCUCAGACCGUCCUCCUCUGUCCUCAGACUCUUCGUCCUCACGGCGACUCAAACUCCUCUUCAGCUGUUUGUGAGACAGUCACGGCGAGGCCAACAGCUCGCCAUACCCCCCGCUCUGACCACGAGCUCCUCUCUCUGCGAAAUGGAGGAAGGAAGAAAGUAAAUUGUUUGUGCCGUGGGCCCUGACAGGAGGUGGCGGCGGCGGUGGCGGCCUGGUAUUAGCUAAGGAUAAAGUAAUGGGAUUUGUAGUGGUGAGGCGGCGGCGGUGAAUGUGGCGAGGUGCUGUUGAUGGGUGAUAGGGGUGAAUCAGCGCCUUUAAGGCUGAUAAGUAUCUGAGGGAGAGAGGAAACAGAGAUAAAUGUUGUUUCCGGUUAACGCCGUGUGUGUCCAUGUUCCUCAUGUUUGCGGAUUUUUUCCCAUCAGUCAUUUCAUCUCAAACUCUUAAAGCGUGCUCAGACGGCGGCGCCGAACACUUCCUCUUUUUGAGGUGAACUAUCCCUUUAAUCGAUCGGUUCUGCUCAACAGUUCCUGUGGUUUUUAUCAGGAACUCUUCCUGACGGACUCGGCUCUGAUCCCAACAGCUGAUGUUGUUUUUGCAGAUUAAUCCGACCAAUCAGGAUUCAGGAUUCAGGACCAGGGUCUCUGAGCUAGUUUCAGGUCUUCAGACGGGGACCGUUGGAAAAGAACUCAGGGUCCGUUCGUUACAUUUGUGCCGAUCCGACCAGAAUCAGUUUCCUCGUAUUGGACACCUUUGUUUGUUUGUUUGUUUGUUUGUUUGUUUGUUUGUCUGUUUGUUUUUUUGUUUGUUUGUUUGUGGAUAUUGAUCAGACUCUGACUCUGUCCUCAUCACAGGAGUCGACACGUGUGUAUCUAUGUGUGUCUGUGUGUGUCUGUGUGUGUCUGUGUGUGUCUGUGUGUGUGGGUUCAUUUUUCAGUUUUUUCUUUUGUAAACUUUUUUCAUUUUUUUAGUUUCUUUCAUUUUUUAUUUAUUUUUUUAAUUAUAUUUUUUUAGUUUUUUCAGUUUCUUCAUUUUUUUCAUUUUAACUUUUUUUUGUUUUUAUAGUUUCUUCAGUUUCUUUAAUUCAUUUUUUUCUUUUUUCGAUUUUUUUUCAGUGUUUUUAUUUUUUUCAGUUUCUUCUUCAGUUUCAGCCUCAGAACUUUAAAACAAUAAUGUUUUUUAUUUUAAAUUCAUUUGUUUUUCUGUUUUCCUUUAUCAAUAUUUAUAUUUUUAAGAGAAUAAAAAUCUGAAUUUAAUUGAUAUCAGAGUUUCUUCACGGAUCCUUCAGUUAUAAAAUGUUUCAUAUCAAUGUCUUUAUUUUUAUCCGUCAAUUGCAGGUAUCUUUCCCUCCUCUUUCUCCUCCUUUUCCUCCUCCUCCUCCUCUC